AUGGAGUUAAAUGAAUCUCAACAAUCAUUAACAAGCUCAUCAUCUCAAAAACCAAUAAUAUUUUCACCACCAACUUUAAGUAAUAACAGCACAUCAAAAUUUACAUUCAAUCAACAAUUACCUGAAUUACCUAAUGAUUUUAAUUCUAAUAGACAACAAAGUGUUGGAUAUAAUUUACAACAUGAAUUUGAAACUUUAACUGCUGAAUUAGAUUUAGAUUUAAAUAAUAAUCAAAUAAAACCUUCUCAUAGUGCACCACCUGAAAAAGAUUUACAACAACAACAACAAGUACCAUUAAAACAACAAAAAUCAGGAAAUGAUCAAAUAACAUCAGAUCCAUUAGUUGAUUUCUCAAGACCUACAUCAAAUUCAACUUUAAUCGCUCCUUCGGCGUCAAAAUUAAAUCCUUCAAAUCCAUCUUCAAAUUUAUUAAAUUCAAAUACUUCAACAAAUUUUAAUAGAUCAAAUGAAAUAAAUUCAUUAUCACCGACUCCAAGUGUUGCAGCUUCAAAUCCUCAAAUAAAUUCAUUACUUGAUUCAAAAGGGUUAAGAGGAGCUACAGGUAGCUUUUUACACCCACCAUCUGCUUCAAUCCCAGAUAGACCACAAUCUGCUAAUGACUUUACGAAUAUUUUUAAUAGAGCAGGACAUGCUUUUACAAAUUUUGGAGCAUCAGGGCUACAAAAUCAGCAACAACAACAGCAACCUCAACAACAACAACAACAACAACAACUGCAAUCACAACAAUUAAAUUUGGCACCACAAUCAAACUUCUACUCUGAUCUAUUAAUAUUCAGUAAUUGGAUUGAAAAUUUAAAUCCACAAGAUACAAUAUCAAUGAUAGAUUAUUUAUGUGCAAGUUUACCAAUUGAUGUAUUAUUAACAUUUCAAGCUAAAUUAGAUAAUCAUUUACAAACAAAUAAACAACAAACAACAGUUCCUCAAUAUGUAAUGUCAUCUUAUGAUAAUUUAAUAGGACAAGAUCUCAACCUUGAUUUAGAAAAUUUAAAUUUAAAUGAUCAAAAAAUUAAAUAUAAACAACAACAAUUUGAUAAUCAGCAACAACAAAAUCAACAAGUACAACCACAAAAUUAUUUAAAUGUCGAUAAGCAAAAUCUAGCAAGACCAAAAUCGGCAGAUCCAUUCCUCAACAAUCAAAAAUCAGGAAAUCAACACACAAUCAAUCAAAAUCGUAAUCAACAUCAAAAUCAUUCAUUAGAUAGAUCAAAAUCUCCAACUUCUCAUUUAUAUGAAAAGACAAAUUUUUUACAAUUAGCAGCAGCUAAUCCAAGUCAUCCUCAAUAUUAUUAUAAUCAAUACAACAACAACAGUGGUUCAAUAAUAUCAGGAUCAAACAACAAUAAUUUAAAUAAUGUAAAUAAUCAAAGUAAUAAUUCACAAUUUUAUUCACCUCAAAGUUUAAAUAGUGCAACAAGUCCAGGAAAUGGUUUACAUCAGGAUGGAAACCUUGACAUGUCAAAUACUGCUUUAAAAUUAGGUGCUUUAGCUACAAUAAAUUCAAGAGUUGCUUUGGAUAGUAAUAGAAAACAUCCACAUGCCGGGACUAAUACUAAUUGGUCAAAUCAACAACAUCAUCAUAAUAAUCAUAAUCAUAAUCAUCAUCAUCACAAUUAUAAUAAUAAUAAUCAUCAUCAUCAACAAAUCUCCCCACAAAAUUCUAAUAAUUUUCAUAAUUUAAAUCAUUUAAAUGCAAUGAACUAUGAAGAUUCUUUAAAUAGAAUAUCAAAUUCAUCAUCAGUACCUACAACAAGUUCAUAUUAUAAUAAUAAUAAUAACAAUAAAAAUUUUAAUUCAACAAUGGGAUUAAAAAAAAGAAUAUCAUCACCAAUAUCAAGUCAUAUGCAACAACAAAAUAUUUCAACAAGUUCAUUAAAUAGUCAAUUAGGAAAUAUAAAUGUAAAUUCAUCAUCAAUGCCAUUAGAAGUUUCAAGUUUAGAAUAUUUAAAUAAUAUUCCUUCUUGGUUAAAAUUAUUAAGAUUACAUAAAUAUACUGAUUUUUUAAAAGAUAUUUAUUGGAAAGAUUUAAUUGAAUUAAAUAAUGAAGAAUUAGAAGAAAAAGGAGUUGCUGCUUUAGGAGCAAGAAGAAAAUUAUUAAAAGCUUUUGAAAUGGUUAAAGAAGUUCAUGGUGAUGAUUCAAAUGAUAAAUAG
This is a messenger RNA of Lodderomyces pseudojiufengensis, 2169 nucleotides long. RefSeq lists its product as uncharacterized. Gene Ontology annotation, molecular function: translation repressor activity; protein binding; mRNA binding. Gene Ontology annotation, cellular component: P-body. Gene Ontology annotation, biological process: nuclear-transcribed mRNA poly(A) tail shortening. The record is from RefSeq and is a predicted model, not a curated record. The transcript has a single exon. Lineage: Eukaryota; Fungi; Ascomycota; Pichiomycetes; Serinales; Debaryomycetaceae. Bases 1 to 2169 code for a protein of 722 amino acids.